CUUGAACUCAUGAUAUCAUGUCCUGUCCUGUCCUUUCCUGGGAAUCUGCAACUCUGCCGACGGGUUGUGAUUGCUGCGUUUUGCAUCCGAUCACAGUCGCAGGGCAGGGCAUGUUACCUUCCUGUGAUCAGCAACACAACAAUCCUGUCAGCAAUUCAACAGACAGGUAUGUACACGCCGAUCUCAGUCUCUUCAAGCAUGACCGCGUUGUCACGAAAAGCGCGGGAGGAAGCGCCCCCCUCCUCACCCCAACCCCGCGGUUGGCAUGGUGGAUGUCAUCAACCUCUCCCGCCCUUUGCCAACGUUCCCGCGCUUUCCCGGCGUUCCCGCCUUUUCCCGUCCUCUCCCUCUCCGUGAGCAAAUGUCUCAUUGCUCACCCUUACCCGAAAGGGAGGCCACUGCCCACGCGAGCAGCUGCUGAGGAGCUCCAAGCAGCUAGCUUGUAGCAUGUUGACCCCCUAGUACUCCAUCAAUGACGCGUCGGCAGCGGGGUUUUGCCUUCUCUCCUCCUCCCUCCCUGUCUUACGCAGACAAGCUCGCUCGUGCGAGAAAUCGGCCCGCGAGCGCGAGGGAGACGGGAUCGCAAUGGGACCGUGCUGAAGAAAGAGCACCGCUCACAUAUCGCGAAUCAGAAAGAGAAAUAGCGGACGAGCUUCAAGCUGCAGUUGAGUCGGCAGCUCGAUAUGCAGCCCGAGGAGGAGGAGGAGGAGGCGGAGAAGGAGGAGGUGUUUGGAAGUUCAAUCAGCCCCCAGGCAGGCCGCAGACGGCACUGGGGUUGAGUGCGUCUUGGGAAGAUGAUGACGAAGUCGCGAUUCCGUUGGAUGCUGUCGAAGGCACUACCGUUAGCGUUAAGUACGUUAACGGCCAUAAAGACGGCAGCUUCAAUCUUAGAGAGCGGCCUCUGCCCGGUCACGCCAGGCAAAAUGGCCACUUGGAGCAGAGUCUGGGGACUGGUGGCGAGGUGGUCAGAAGGCAGGCAUGGCAAGGAGACGGGGAGGAGUCAAAGAACAGUCGACAGGAACGUAUUGCUGAGGGGGCCAAGAAAGAGGGAGAGAGUGGAGGUGUUGGGGCUGCGGCUCUUCCGGAAGCGAAGGGUCAACCUGUGCAAGCUGCGCCUACACCUUGGACACGCUUCUUCUUCCCGUCUGAUGGUAUUGGAGGCAGCGUAGCUCUGAAGACGCAGUACUUCGACGUAUAUGUGGAUAUGUCGGAAGAGGACGAGGAAGAUGACAGUUAUGGUGAUGAAGAUGACGAUGAUGAUGAUGAUGAUGAUGAGGUCGGUUUGAGGAAGAGGAAGGGGGGGAUGGAGGGGAGGGGGGGGGAGGAGGAGGAGAAGAAGGAGAGGCGGCGGAGGAGACGACGGGGUCGUCAUCGUAGAUUUCUGGACAAGGAAGAAGAGGAUUGGGGACCGUUCGUGUCACCGGAAGAGGCGGUGAUGCUUGAAAAGCGAAGACUCAAGGAGCAGAGCCUGAGGCUUGGAUACGUUCGUUGCUCGGGUAGACCUCCGGUUCUCAAGGCGGUUGCAGAGGCCAUGACUCACAGGAAGGGAGCAGUGGUGGGGUCAUCUGCUCCAGGGGGAAAUGCUUCUGCUUCGCCGGGAAAGCAUGCAGAGGCAGACGAACGUGAAGGGGAGGACUACUACGUGGAGGCUGUGCCUCGACAAGACCUUGCGGUGUUUGCCAGCUGGGUGAGACGGUUGAGGCCAGUGUUGACUGCAGGGACUACAUUGGAGAACGUCCUCCCUCUCCUAACUCUGUCGCAGGGUCUGCUUAAGGAAUUGAUCGACCGCAGAAUGGAGUUCUACCUGCGGCAGGUGGACGAAGAGAGGCGCAUGUACAGGGACCGAGAGGUGGCCUUGAAGCUUGAGAUCGAGAGAGAGAAGAAGAGAUAUCGCGACGAUUUGACAGCGGAGUUCGAAGAGACGGAGCGGCAAUUAGUCCUGACGGGCGAGGCGAAUGUGCAGAGAGCAAGGAUACUGGCGUCGUUGCUCGAGAAGAUGAGAACGCUUGGGACUAUAACCCAGCUGCAAGAAGCGAAUGCAAAGCUGGAGGCGGAGAAGGAGCGGGCGCGGGAGGAGAUGGAAGCUGUGUUGAUGUCCAGGGAGGAGUGGAGGGCGCAGUCCGCCGCCGCGCUGCAGACGGAGAAAGCUCUCCGGACUCGAGAUAACGCGGCGUGGCGCUCUCAAAUCUCGAAACUCCAGAAGAGAAUGUCGGAGAUAGAGUUCACCUUUGACGAGCAGCAGUUCAAGCUGAGAGACGCAGAGACGGAAAUAGAGGAGCUGCGGCAGAGGGUGGCAACGAGAGAGGAGGAGGCGGCCGACCUGAAGUCCAUCUGGACAGAGCCCGCGCUGAAGGCCAUCUCCGCCGAGAUCCUGGCCGUUGAGGACGAGCCCGCUGGGGACAUGCUGAACGCCGAUAUCCCCGACGCGGAGGUGCUGGCGGCGGCGCAGCGCAUCUGUGAGAUUCUGGGGAGCCGGCUGGGAGUGGCAGUGUACAUGGCGAACCUGGUCCCACCGCCGCCCAACGCUGACGACCCUACGCCGCCGGAGACUACGCAGAUCGGGACUCCCGACACUCGGCCUUUGACGGCGGGAUCGCAAUCGCAAUCGACGGGGGGCGGGUACACUCCCGCCAUCACGUUAACGGACUACGCGACGGACUCGAGCGUGGGGGGCACUCCUUUGCGCCUUGUAGGAGCGGGGGAGGAGGCGGAACGUGAAGGGGGAGGGGAGGGAGGGGGAGAGGGUGCGGACACAGCCGAAAUUGCGGGCGCGGAAUGGACCAGCAGCGGCAAAGACGAGGCCAGCGCGGGGGGAGGGGGAGGGGGAGGGGGAGGAGAUCCAAGCGCGCCGCCCAGCGCGCCGCCCAGCGCGCGCGUGGCUGCACUCCUAAGCGCGUCGCCCCCCAGUUUCAUGGAGAGAGACGCCAUGGCUAUGGCCCGUGCAGCGGUGACGGACCCCAGCAAGGCGGGAACCGCCGCCGACGUCAUGGCGGAAGUCACUGCGCACAUUCGCCUGCGCCAAGAGAUGGCUAGUCGGUCCACGUGGUUGCAAUACGUGGCAGCUGACCCCGACAACAGGUUCCUGAUUGGCCGUUACUUAAGGCCCGGGAGUGGCAUCACUUACGCCUGCUUAGGGCCUCAGAUGGACUCCGAAAAUGGCCGCCCCCGCGUGGAGAACGAGUGCACGUUCGUCGACGAUUACUCCGUCUACGUCGUUGAGAUCGCCAAGGAGCCCAGGAUAAAGCUCUGGGGGGAGGCAGUCGGAAGGCCGCGCCCGUCGCCCGUGAUUGGAUGCUACCACGCUUUGGCAAUUACGGUGGAAGGCGAGACAAUCGGCGCGCUCUGCGUCGACACUCUUGGGCGGCCUCGUGGCUCGGCUGCUGAUGUCGUGCAGCAUAAGGCAGAUGGCAUGCGCAAUGUAAACGGARCUACAGAUCUAAACACUCUUGCAUUCUCGAACAAAAUCCCGAUGACAAUCGUCUAAUCAACAAAAGAGUCACACAGUC
Chara braunii is the source of this 3506-nucleotide messenger RNA. The record is from the annotation of a GenBank genome assembly. NCBI's taxonomy places the organism in Eukaryota, Viridiplantae, Streptophyta, Charophyceae, Charales, Characeae.